UCCUGUCUCCACCAAUUGAAAACCCUAAUCUCUCUCUCUCAAAUUUUCAAUCUAUUUCUUGGUUUAAUUUUACAGACAGCUCGGUUACUCUACAAAACCCUAAAACACCAUCUCGCCGAUAGAGCGAAAGUGUAAGAUGGGUGAAGUGAAGGACAACGACUACGAGGAAGAGCUCGUCGACUUUGAAGACGAUGACCCUAAGGCCCUCGACUCCGCCUCAGCUAGACCCCAAGCUGAUUCGGCCAAGAAGGGCUAUGUUGGGAUUCACAGUUCGGGAUUCAGAGACUUCCUGUUGAAACCAGAGCUUCUUCGAGCCAUUGUGGAUUCGGGAUUUGAACAUCCAUCAGAAGUGCAACAUGAGUGCAUCCCCCAAGCUAUCCUAGGAAUGGAUGUCAUCUGUCAAGCAAAAUCUGGGAUGGGGAAAACUGCUGUCUUUGUUCUAUCCACUCUUCAGCAGAUUGAACCUGUUGCUGGUCAAGUUGCGGCUCUUGUUCUUUGCCACACAAGAGAACUAGCUUACCAGAUUUGUCAUGAAUUUGAGAGGUUCAGUACCUAUUUGCCCGACCUCAGGGUUGCUGUCUUCUAUGGUGGUGUCAAUAUUAAGAUUCACAAGGAUAUGUUGAAAAAUGAAUGCCCUCACGUUGUUGUUGGAACACCUGGAAGAAUCUUGGCUCUAGCCAGGGAUAAAGAUCUUGGGUUAAAGAAUGUGAGGCAUUUCAUUCUUGAUGAGUGCGAUAAGAUGCUAGAAUCACUUGACAUGAGGAGAGAUGUGCAGGAAAUCUUCAAGAUGACUCCUCAUGACAAGCAAGUAAUGAUGUUUUCAGCAACUCUAAGUAAGGAGAUUCGUCCUGUGUGCAAAAAAUUUAUGCAAGAGCCAAUGGAGAUAUAUGUUGAUGAUGAGACCAAGUUGACUCUUCAUGGUCUUGUACAGCACUACAUUUUAUUGAAAGAAGCAGAGAAAAACCGCAAAUUGAAUGAUCUUCUUGAUGCAUUGGACUUCAAUCAAGUUGUCAUUUUUGUCAAAAGUGUCCACAGAGCAGCUGAGCUGAACAAGUUGCUUGAGGAGUGCAACUUCCCCUCCAUCUGCAUUCAUUCAGGAAUGGCUCAGGAGGAAAGGUUGAAACGUUACAAGAAUUUCAAGGAGGGGCAAUCAAGAAUUCUCGUUGCAACAGACUUAGUUGGAAGGGGGAUUGAUAUUGAGCGUGUUAACAUUGUUAUCAACUAUGACAUGCCAGAUUCUGCUGAUACAUACCUACACAGGGUGGGAAGGGCUGGUAGGUUUGGUACCAAGGGGCUUGCAAUUACAUUUGUCUCAUCUGCUGGCGACUCAGAUGUCCUUAAUCAGGUUCAAUCAAGGUUUGAGGUGGACAUAAAGGAGCUUCCCGAGCAAAUUGAUACUUCAUCUUAUAUGCCAUCGUGAAGGAUUGGUUUUUGGGUCGAGAACAAACCUUUAUGCAAUAAUUUAAGACGAUGACCGUGGCGAUGGCUUUUAGCGGCCAGUUUUAGUGAUUUAUAAUGUAGACCAUUGAUAUUCAGCGAAGGAUUAUUCGGAUUAUAAUUUCUCCCCCCUUGAUCUGGAACUUGUUUCUAUUUUGUGCUCUCAGUACUGAUUUAUUAGAUGUUCAACUUCUUUUUGUUUUUGUUCUUUUAUCUUUUAUACCUCGUGUUUGAGUAGAUACAGUGAUUGUAUAAUUGUAGUCACUUUUUUUGUUGGAUGUAACAAAAUUGUAAUAUUGUUCAAUAGUAUUAUUAUUUGUGGUGUUAUUCUAUUUUUA
Messenger RNA from Juglans regia (Persian walnut), 1775 nucleotides. Its product is annotated as DEAD-box ATP-dependent RNA helicase 15-like. Bases 137 to 1420 code for a protein of 427 amino acids. The record is from RefSeq and is a predicted model, not a curated record. The transcript has 12 exons. Lineage: Eukaryota; Viridiplantae; Streptophyta; Magnoliopsida; Fagales; Juglandaceae. Gene Ontology annotation, molecular function: RNA binding; RNA helicase activity; ATP binding.